AUGGGGCCGGGGGCCCGGGGCCGCCGCGGCCGCCCGAUGUCUUCGCCGCUGCCGCCGGUGCGGGCGCUGCCCCUGCUGCUGCUGCCGCUGCUGCUGGGGGGGCCGGGGGCUGCAGCUCCCCCUUGCCUGGAUGGAAACCCGUGUGUGAAUGGGGGUCGCUGCACCCAGCUGCCCACCCGGGAGGCUGCCUGCUUGUGCCCUCCAGGUUGGGUGGGUGACCGGUGCCAGCUAGAAGACCCCUGCCACUCGGGCCCCUGUGCUGGCCGUGGCGUCUGCCAGAGCUCGGUGGUGGCGGGCUCUGCCCAGUUCUCCUGCCGCUGCCCCCGGGGCUUCCGAGGUCCCGACUGCUCCCUGCCAGACCCCUGCCUCAGCAGCCCCUGUGCCCACGGGGCCCGCUGCUCAGUGGCACCCGAUGGCCGCUACCUCUGCGCCUGCCCACCGGGCUACCAGGGCCGCAGCUGCCGCAGCGACGUGGACGAGUGCCGGGCGGGUGGCGUGGCUGGGCCCUGCCGCCACGGGGGCACGUGCCUCAACACACCUGGCUCCUUCCACUGCCAGUGCCCAGCUGGCUACACAGGGCCGCUGUGCGAUGACGCGGCUGUGCCCUGCGCCCCCUCACCGUGCCGCAACGGGGGCACCUGCAGCCAGAGUGGUGACCUCACCUACGAUUGCACCUGCCUCUCCGGGUUCCAGGGCCACAACUGUGAGAUCAACGUGGACGACUGCCCAGGGCACCGAUGUCUAAACGGGGGCACCUGUGUAGAUGGCGUCAACACUUACAACUGCCAGUGCCCUCCCGAGUGGACAGGCCAGUUCUGCACGGAGGAUGUGGACGAGUGUCAGCUGCAGCCCAAUGCCUGCCACAAUGGCGGCACCUGCUUCAACACAUUGGGCGGCCACAGCUGCGUGUGCGUCAAUGGCUGGACGGGUGAGAGCUGCAGUCAGAACAUCGACGACUGCGCCACUGCCGUGUGCUUCCACGGGGCCACCUGCCACGACCGCGUGGCCUCCUUCUACUGCGCCUGCCCCAUGGGCAAGACUGGGCUUCUGUGUCAUCUGGACGACGCCUGCGUCAGCAACCCCUGCCACGAGGACGCCAUCUGCGACACGAACCCCGUCAACGGCCGGGCGAUCUGCACCUGCCCCCCGGGCUUCACGGGCGGGGCGUGUGACCAGGACGUGGACGAGUGCUCCAUCGGCGCCAACCCCUGCGAGCACAUGGGCCGCUGCAUGAACACGCAGGGCUCGUUCCUGUGCCAGUGUGGCCGCGGCUACACCGGCCCGCGCUGCGAGACCGACGUCAAUGAGUGCCUGUCGGGGCCCUGCCGCAACCAGGCCACGUGCCUCGACCGCAUUGGCCAGUUCACCUGCAUCUGCAUGGCAGGCUUCACGGGCACCUUUUGCGAGGUGGACAUUGACGAGUGUCAGAGCAGUCCGUGCGUCAACGGCGGGGUCUGCAAGGACCGAGUCAACGGCUUCAGCUGCACCUGCCCCUCAGGCUUCAGCGGGGCCACGUGUCAGCUGGAUGUGGACGAGUGUGCAAGCACGCCCUGCAGAAACGGCGCCAAGUGCGUGGACCAGCCCGACGGCUACGAGUGUCGCUGCGCGGAGGGCUUCGAGGGCGCGCUGUGCGACCGCAACAUCGACGACUGCUCGCCCGACCCGUGUCACCAUGGGCGCUGCGUGGACCGCAUCGCCAGCUUCUGGUGUGCCUGCGCCCCGGGCUACACCGGCACGCGCUGCGAGAGCCAGGUGGACGAGUGUCGCAGCCAGCCUUGCCGCCACGGGGGCAAGUGCCUCGACCUGGUGGACAAAUACCUCUGCCGCUGCCCUCCCGGCACCACAGGCGUGAACUGUGAGGUCAACAUCGACGACUGUGCCAGCGACCCCUGCGUCUUUGGGGUCUGCCGUGACGGCCUCAACCGCUACGACUGCGUCUGCCAACCUGGCUUCACAGGGCCCCUGUGCAACGUGGAGAUCAAUGAGUGUGCGUCCAGCCCGUGCAGCGAGGCAGGCACCUGCCAGGAUGGGGAAAACGGCUUCCGCUGCCUCUGCCCGCCCGGCUCCCUGCCCCCGCUGUGCCUGCCACCCAGCCACCCCUGUGCCCAGGAACCCUGCAGUCACGGCAUCUGCCAUGAUGCCCCUGGCGGGUUCCGCUGUGUCUGUGAGCCUGGCUGGAGUGGUCCACGCUGCGGACAGAGUCUCGCCCGGGAUGCCUGUGACUCCCAGCCCUGCCGGGCAGGUGGCACCUGUACCAGCGAUGGAGCCAGCUUCCGCUGCACCUGUCCCCCCGGUGUCCAGGGCCGCCAGUGUGAACUGCUGACCCCCUGCACCCCGAACCCCUGUGAACAUGGGGGCCACUGCGAGUCUGCCCCGGGCCAGCCAGCUGUCUGCUCCUGUCCCCCCGGCUGGCAAGGUCCACGGUGCCAGCAGGAUGUGGAUGAGUGUGUCGGCCCUUCUCCCUGCGGCCCGCAUGGGACCUGCACCAACCUGGCUGGGAGUUUUAGCUGCACCUGCCAUGGGGGGUUUGGUGGCCCUUCCUGUGAUGAGAAUAUUGAUGAUUGCAACCCCAACCCCUGCCUGAACGGGGGCUCCUGCCAGGACGGCGUGGGGUCCUUCUCCUGCUCCUGCCUCCCCGGCUUUGCUGGCCAGCGCUGUGCCCGCGACGUGGACGAGUGUCUGAGCAGCCCCUGCGGCCUGGGGACCUGCAGCGACCACGUGGCCUCCUUCAGCUGCACCUGCCCGCCUGGCUAUGGGGGCUCCCAGUGCCAGCGGGACCUGCCCGACUGCAGCCCCAGCUCUUGUUUCAACGGCGGCACCUGCGUGGAUGGCGUGAACUCCUUUAGCUGCCUCUGCAGGCCGGGCUACACCGGCGCCCACUGCCAACACGAGGCCGACCCCUGCCUCUCGCGGCCCUGUCUGCACGGGGGUGUCUGCAGCCCCACCCACCCCGGCUUCCGCUGCGCCUGCCCGGAGGGCUUCACUGGUACCCAGUGCCAGACGCUGGUUGACUGGUGCAGCCGUGCACCUUGUCAGAACGGGGGUCACUGUACCCAGACCGGGUCCUCCUUCUACUGCCUCUGCCCCCCGGCGUGGGGCGGUCGCCUCUGUGACAUCCGGAGCCUGCCCUGCAGGGAGGCGGCGGCCCAGAAGGGGGUGCGGCUGCAGCAGCUGUGCCAGGCGGGCGGGCACUGCGUGGACGAUGGCGGCUCCCACUACUGCGUGUGCCCAGAGGGCCGCACGGGCAGCCACUGCGAACGGGAGGUGGACGCCUGCUCCGCCCAGCCCUGCCAGCACGGGGGCACCUGCCGCGGCCGCAUGGGGGGCUACGUGUGCGAGUGUCCCUCGGGCUACACUGGCAGUGACUGUGAGGAUGACGUGGACGAGUGCGCCUCCCAGCCCUGCCAGCACGGGGGCUCCUGUGUGGACCUGGUGGCCGGCUAUCUGUGCUCAUGUCCCCCGGGAACGCUGGGCGUGCUCUGUGAAAUCAAUGAGGACGACUGUGGCCCAGGCCCAGCCCAGGAGCCGGGGCCCCCGUGUCUGCACAAUGGCACCUGUUUGGACCUGGUUGGGGGCUUCCGCUGCGUCUGUCCCCGGGGCUACACCGGCCUGCGCUGUGAGGCGGACAUCAAUGAGUGUCGCCCCGGGGCCUGCCACGCUGCGCACACCCGGGAUUGCCUGCAGGACCCAGGCGGAGCCUUCCGCUGCCUCUGCCGGGCGGGCUUCACCGGUCCCCGCUGUGAGGCUGUCCUGUCUCCCUGCGAGUCCCAGCCGUGCCAGCAUGGGGGCCAGUGUCGCCCCAGCUCGGGCCCCGGGGGUGCGCUAACCUUCUCCUGCCACUGCAUCCCGCCUUUUUGGGGUCCGUUCUGCGAGCGGGUGGCGCGCUCCUGCCGGGAGCUGCAGUGCCCGGCGGGCGUCCCGUGCCAGCAGACCGGCCGCAGCCCGCGCUGCGCCUGUCCCCCGGGGCUGUCGGACCCCGCGUGCCGGGGCUCCCGGGGGUCCCCGCCGGGCUUCGCCAACGCCAGCUGCGCGGCCGCCCCCUGCCUGCACGGGGGCUCCUGCCGCCCCGCGCCGCUCGCGCCCUUCUUCCGCUGCGCCUGCGCGCCGGGCUGGGCCGGGCCGCGCUGCGAGGCCCCGGAGGCGGCCGCCGAGGCCCCCGAGGAGCCGCGGUGCCCGCGCGCCAACUGCCUGGCCAAGCGCGGGGACGGGCGCUGCGACCGCGAGUGCAACAGCCCCGGCUGCGGCUGGGACGGCGGCGACUGCUCGCUGAGCGUGGGCGACCCCUGGCGGCAGUGCGCGGCGCUGCAGUGCUGGCGCCUCUUCAACAACAGCCGCUGCGACCCGGCCUGCAGCUCGCCCGCCUGCCUCUACGACAACUUCGACUGCCGCGCCGGCGGCCGCCAGCGCGCCUGCAACCCCGUGUACGAGAAGUACUGCGCGGACCACUUCGCCGACGGCCGCUGCGACCAGGGCUGCAACACGGAGGAGUGCGGCUGGGACGGGCUGGACUGCGCGGCCGAGGUGCCAGCGCUGCUGGCGCGCGGCGUGCUGGUGCUCACGGUGCUGCUGCCGCCGGCCGAGCUGCUGCGCUCGGGCGCCGACUUCCUGCAGCGCCUCAGCGCCAUCCUGCGCACCUCGCUGCGCUUCCGCGUCGACGCGCACGGCCAGGCCAUGGUCUUCCCCUACCACCGGCCCGGCCCGGAGCCCCGCGCGCGGCGGGAGCUGGCCCCCGAGGUGAUCGGCUCCGUGGUGAUGCUGGAGAUCGACAACCGGCUCUGCCUGCAACUGCCCGAAAACGAUCACUGCUUCUUAGAUGCCCAGAGUGCAGCGGACUACCUGGGCGCCUUGUCGGCCGUGGAGCGCCUCGACUUCCCUUACCCACUGCAGGCUGUGCGGGGGGAGCCGCUGGAGCCGCCGGAGCCAAGCGUGUCGCUGCUGCCGCUGCUGGCGGCGGGGGCCGUCUUCCUGCUGGUCAUCCUCGUCCUGGGUGUCAUGGUGGCCCGGCGCAAGCGCGAGCACAGCACCCUGUGGUUCCCCGAAGGCUUCGCGCUGCACAAGGACACGGCCGCUGCCCACAAGGGCCGGCGGGAGCCCGUGGGCCAAGACGCGCUGGGCAUGAGGAACAUGGCCAAGGGUGAGAGUCUGAUGGGGGAGAUGGCCUCAGACUGGAUGGACACAGAGUGCCCGGAGUCCAAGAGAUUGAAGGUUGAGGAGCCCAGCAUGGGGGCUGAGGAUGCUGUGGAUUGCCGCCAGUGGACUCAGCACCACCUGGUUGCUGCCGACAUCCGUGUGGCACCAGCCAUGGCACUGACCCCACCGCAGGGCGACGCGGAAGCCGAUGGCAUGGAUGUCAAUGUGCGAGGCCCAGAUGGCUUCACCCCUCUGAUGCUGGCUUCCUUCUGCGGGGGGGCCCUGGAGCCCAUGCCCACCGAGGACGACGAGGUGGACGACACGUCAGCCAGCAUCAUCUCCGACCUCAUCUGCCAGGGGGCCCAGCUCGGGGCACGGACCGACCGCACUGGGGAGACUGCCCUGCACCUGGCCGCCCGCUAUGCCCGGGCCGAUGCCGCCAAGCGGCUGCUGGAUGCUGGGGCGGACACCAACGCCCAGGACCAUUCAGGCCGGACUCCACUGCACACGGCCGUCACCGCUGAUGCCCAGGGCGUCUUCCAGAUUCUCAUCCGGAGCCGCUCCACGGACCUGGACGCCCGCAUGGCGGAUGGGUCCACGGCGCUCAUCCUGGCGGCCCGCCUGGCGGUGGAGGGCAUGGUGGAAGAGCUCAUCGCCAGCCAUGCAGAUGUCAACGCUGUGGACGAGCUUGGGAAAUCAGCCUUACACUGGGCGGCGGCCGUCAACAACGUGGAGGCCACCUUGGCUCUGUUGAAGAACGGAGCCAACAAGGACAUGCAGGAUAGCAAGGAGGAGACCCCCCUGUUCCUCGCCGCCCGCGAGGGCAGCUAUGAGGCCGCCAAGCUGCUGCUGGACCACUUUGCCAACCGUGAGAUCACCGAUCACCUGGAUAGGCUGCCACGGGAUGUGGCCCAGGAACGGCUGCACCAGGACAUCGUGCGGCUGCUGGACCAGCCCAGCGGGACCCGCGGCUCCCCCGGCCCCCAUGGCCUGGGGCCCCUGCUCUGUCCACCCGGGGCCUUCCUCCCUGGUCUCAAGGUGGCACAGUCGGGGGUCAAGAAGAGCCGGAGACCCCCUGGGAAGGUGGGGCAGGGGUCGCAGGGGUCCCGGGGCAGGGGCAAGAAGCUGACGCUGGCCUGCCCAGGACCCCUGGUGGAGAGCUCGGUCACCCUCUCGCCCGUGGACUCGCUGGACUCCCCGAGGCCCUUCGGUGGGAAUCCCACCUCCCCCGGCGGCUUCCCACUUGAGGUGCCCUAUGCGGCUGCUGCGGCCACGGCGGUGUCUUUCGCGCAGCUCGGUGGCACAGGCCGGGUGGGUCUGGGGCACCAGCCUUCGGGGGGCUGUGUGCUCAGCCUGGGCCUGUUGAAUCCUGUGGCCCUUGACUGGGCCCGGCUGCCCCCACCUGCCCCACCAGGCCCCUCAUUCCUGCUGCCGCUGGCUCCGGGCCCCCAGCUGCUGAACCCCGGGACCCCCAUCUCCCCACAGGAGCGGCCUCCAACAUACCUGGCAGCCUCGGGACACAGUGAGGAGUACCCAGCAGCUGGGGCCCACAGCAGCCCCCCUAAGGCCCGCUUCCUGCGGGUCCCCAAUGAGCACCCCUACCUGACCCCAUCCCCUGAGUCCCCCGAACACUGGGCCAGCCCUUCACCCCCCUCUCUCUCGGACUGGUCCGACUCCACACCCAGCCCAGCCACCAUCACCACUGGGGUCGCUGCCACGGCCACUGGGGUCCUGCCUGCCCAGACCCUCUCGCUGUCUGUCCCUGGCCCCCUUGCCCAGCCCCAGACCCAGCUGGGGCCUCACCCCGAAGUUGCUCCCAAGAGGCAGGCAUUGGCCUGAGAUGGUCCUCAUUGCCUGGACCUUGGUGGGGGGCUGAUGAGACACUCCAGUCUUAUUCUUUGCUCCCUCUUCUUUCUUUUUGUCUUUUUCAUUCUCUUCCCUUGGCCAACCCUCCAGCACCCCCUGCCUUGCAGUGUGACUAGGGCAGGUCACCAGCCCGGGGCCUCAGUCUUCCUUUAUUUAUAAUGGGCGGGAGCCUACUGGCCCUGCCCUCUCAGCCUUGCUGUGAGUCAGAGACCUUCUCCUCUCCUCGCCUACACCCCCUCUCACCUUCUCUCCUGUCUCCUUCCUUUCUUACCUUCUCUGCCCUCAUCCCACACUCUCUGACAUGAGUGGAUUUUCUUUCUUUUCUUUUUUUUUACAUUUUGUAUAGAAACAAAUUCAUUUAAGCAAACGUAUUAUUAUUAUUUUUUACUAUAUAUAUAUAUAUAUAUAUAUAUGGAGAUGCUCCCUCCUUGCUGCAAACCCCCCGAGUGCCCCCGUGGGGCUGAGUCUGUGGGCCCAUUCGGCCAAGCUGGAUCCUGUGUACUGAGUACACAGGCACGACCAGGGUCCCGUGUACCGAGUAUGCGGCCCUGGUGGGUACCAGGUAGACACCCUUGGGUACACCCUCUGGGGUCAGGAGUUGGGCGAGACUUGGGAGCCUCCUCCCCCACCCUGCCUCCUUCACUUCGUUGCAUUCCAGAUCUGAUUUGCUCUGUAGCCUUGUUGGGAGAAGGGUUGUUCUGGCCCAGAUGCCCACCCCUAGACUCCCCUCCCCCCCCUAGACUCCCCUCCCCAGAGCCCUGCUGCACCCUGAGCUACCUCCCUUUGGUGGGGGUGACUGGAGGGUACGUAGAGGCCAGGGAGAGUGUGCAUUCCACUUUGCUUCCCUGUAAAUAUGGAACUGUGCCCCUGGCUCCACCUCAUAAUAGAAUAGAAGUAUUUUUAGGCUAUUUUUAUAAUAUGGCUUUUUGUCACAACCCCCAUGUAGCUGAAUCCCAGCCUUUGCAUUGUACAGCGCCACCUCCUCAUGGCCUAAUAAAGGAAUGGUUAACCCUUA
This is a messenger RNA of Choloepus didactylus (southern two-toed sloth), 8011 nucleotides long. RefSeq names its product notch receptor 3 (gene NOTCH3). Bases 1 to 6969 code for a protein of 2322 amino acids. Gene Ontology annotation, molecular function: calcium ion binding; signaling receptor activity; Notch binding. The transcript is spliced from 33 exons. Gene Ontology annotation, biological process: regulation of DNA-templated transcription; Notch signaling pathway; cell differentiation. Lineage: Eukaryota; Metazoa; Chordata; Mammalia; Pilosa; Megalonychidae. Gene Ontology annotation, cellular component: membrane. The record is from RefSeq and is a predicted model, not a curated record.